CUGUCAAAGUUACAAAUGUUAAAACCCCUUAGAAGUUGACAAGGCUGGAGAAAGGAGGAAUGGUAGAGGACAUCUGCUAAGGCUGCCCUUGAAAGAAUGAUAGAUUUAAGCAGCAGCCAGGACAGGAAAACAGUUGAUCAUUAGCUGGUGGGGAUAGGAAUUCUGUAGGUUUUCCCCAGUUCUUAAGCAGUGAUGCCCAACCCUACAUCUGUAGCAAGCGGAAAAAUACACAGUAGUUGUAAGGAUAUCCUGAAUUGUUUUUCACCCCUUAUCACCAUUCUACUUUGUUUUCCCUUGUUUUCUUAUGAUCACAGAGGAUGUCUCACCCAGUGGCUAUCCACGACAAUUCUUACAAUCUUACUAUGGUGCAGAACCCACUGCUUUAUUCAGUCUGUUCCAUGAUAUAGGACUUCUCAGAUUUAAGGUUUUGGUUUUUCAUUUGUUAUUAAUUUUAUUGUUUCAAUAAUGACCACAGUUUGCACAUAUGUCCUACAUUUAGGGUUUUGGUAAACUCCUGAGGACUUUCCUUCACUCAAGUGUGUUGCUGGUACCUGAUAUAGGAUCAAUAAAUACUUGAAUUUCUAGAAGGUAAAUACAUGGUUAGGAUGGAGAACCAUGCGAAUGCAGGUGGGAUCCUGAGCAUAAGAUCCCAACAAUCUGACCCAGCCAAUGAUUCUGGGAGGGGCCAGGUACUCAAGUAGAAACACUACACAAGGAAAGGGAAAUGGGAAAUUUCCCAAGUGCUUCUGGAAACCUGGAAGACCUUUACUGAGGGGAAAUAUAGGAAGAAAUAGCUAAAGGCAGAGUGGUGAAAAGGAUGGACAUCAUAAUUGCCUGAUGGGUUUAUGUAUGUGUAUGUGGCCAGUGUUCAUAGUCUAGUUUUUGUCUAGUAUUCUUGAACUGAUGGACACCUGGGAGUCACAGCUGAAAAGACCCUGACUCAACUCUUAAAUUCACCACAUAGUCGCUAUGUGAUCUUGAAAUAUUUAAUCUCAUUUGAAUUGUGCAACUGUCUUACAUAGAUACUUAUCCUAUUUUACAAAUGGAGAAAUAUGCUCAGCAUAUUUAAUACUUUUUAACACAAUCCUGGGGAUAGUAUGUUCAUUGUAGAUGCUUUCUACUCUGAAGGAUAAAAGCUUCCCUCUUAUCUGCUUGUCUUGGCAGUUUAUCACGCAGAAGGAGAAUGUUAUAUUUAAGAAUAAUAAAAAUAUACUUGGAGGCACUCAUCUAAGAUGUAACCCAAGAUCUGUGAUUAUUUAGUUCUUAAUUUAACAAAGUUCAAAAGGAAACCUAGACUGAAAUUUAGUGAAGACAUAAUAUAAUUAUUUGCUGGUAUUCUAUUAUCUUCUGUGGAAAGCAAUAAUAUUAUCUAAAAGGCUUGUUUUCUUGAACCAUUGAUGUAUUUCUUCAAUCACAAGAAUGUUUACUUAAUGUCUUUCCUAUUACUCUGGUGAGGAUACAAAGUGUGACAUAUUUGAUGUCAAGCAUUUCACUAUUUCAUUCAACAACUAUUAAUUAUUAUUAACUAAUUUGUCAGAGAUAAAAGAUAAAUUCUGUCCAUUGAUUUAUCAUUUGUUCUGUGGGAACUGUUUACUAUAUUGAGGGUGCAUGUUUUCCUUUAAAAGAUUUGUGCACUACAGCUAUGAUAACUUACAUAGUACUAGGCCAUGAAGAAGAGACAUACAAAGCAAUAGGUUGCAUUUAAGAAUGGGUAGCUUAGGUUCAUAAGCAGUCAACAUGGGAGAUACCAUAAAAGCUUAAAACAAAGAUCCCUGCUUACCCUAAACAUGACAUGGGGGAAAGAACAGAGACUUUCCAAAAGAGGUUAGCGUUGAACUAAUCCUUGAAUGAUGAACAAAAAUUAGUAAAACAGAUAAUGUUGGGAAGAAUGGAAGUUGGAGCAAGACAGCUUUAACUAUAUGCCAGUUUUCUGAUCCUGAAAAUGCCACCACACUUAAAAUUUCUCAGGCUUUCCCAACACCACAAAUAGGAACAGAUUUUGCAUGAUUGUCUCCUUUUCUGACAUCACAUUAUGUAUCAACAGGAAAUCAGUUUCACCUGGGAUGCCAGGGCCACCCUCCAAUCAAACAAUGGGAACCCCUGCCACCUUCUUCCUUGUGGGGAUUCCAGGUUUGCAGUCUUCACAUUUUUGGCUGGCCAUCUCACUGACUCCCAUGUACACCAUAGCCCUGGCAGGAAACACCCUCAUCAUGACUGUAAUCUGGAUGGAUUCCACUCUACAAGAGCCCAUGUAUUGCUUCCUGUGCAUUCUGGCUGCUGUGGACAUUGUUAUGGCCUCCUCUGUGGUACCCAAGAUGGUGAGCAUCUUCUGCUCAGGAGACAGCUCCAUCAGCUUUAAUGCUUGUUUCACUCAGAUGUACUUUGUCCAUGGAGCCACAGCUGUGGAGACAGGGCUGCUGCUGGCCAUGGCUUUUGACCGCUAUGUAGCCAUCUGCAAGCCUCUACACUACAAGAGAAUUCUCACCCCUCAAGUGAUCCUGGGUAUGACUGUGGCCAUCACCAUCAGAGCUGUCAUAUCCAUGACUCCACUGAGUUGGAUGGUGAGUCGUCUGCCUUUCUGUGGUUCCAAUGUGGUUCUCCAUUCCUACUGUGAGCACAUGGCUGUGGUUAAGCUAGCAUGUGCUGAUCCCAUGCCCAGCAGCCUCUAUAGUUUAAUAUGUUCUUCUAUUAUUGUGGGCUGUGAUGUGGCCUUCAUUGCCUCCUCCUAUGUGUUGAUUCUCAGGGCAGUAUUUGGUCUGUCCUCAAAGAAUGCUCGCUUGAAAGCAUUAAGCACAUGUGGCUCCCAUGUAGGCAUUAUGGUUCUGUUCUAUCUACCUGGAAUAGCGUCCAUCUAUGUGGCCUGGCUUGGGCAGGCCACAGUUCCCUUGCACAUCCAAGUGCUGUUAGCUGACCUGUACCUGGUCAUCCCACCCACUUUAAAUCCCAUCAUCUAUGGCAUGAAGACCAAGCAAAUUCAGAAGGGAAUAUGGAAUUUGCUUAUGCACUGCCUAUUUGGACAUUGAGAUAUGGUUCUUGAAACACGAAAUCUGUUGAGACUUUGAGAUUUCCAGGCAGCUCAAAGAUGUGUUGGAGUUUUGCUGGGCUGGACUGGAUCACUGGACAUUAUAGGUUUGAUGAAUCUGUAAUGGGUAUCCUCCAUCACUUCUCACUUUCUAACAAAAAUGGGAACUGAAUGAUUAUGAUAUUCUAAUGACAUUUUAAUCACUUCAGUCAACUUGUAGUUGCUGAGAGAUAAGUUUGGAUAUAUUAUGCAGAUUUAAAAUUUUUCUUUCCAUAGCUUCUGACCCAUAUUUCCAACCUAAUAUUCUCCCAGUACUUCUGCUAUGGAUACCAAAUGUUUAGCAUAUUUUCCUAUACUCCUACCUGACUGAUUUUCUUAGAAUUAUUUCUCACCUCAUGUGAUUAUAUGGAAGUAGAUGUUAAUGGUAUAUUGAUAUUCCCAUGUGACUUGGCUCAUGUGCUCAUACCUGGACCAAAGUCUCUCUGGAUGCAACAUGGAUUCUAAAGAGAUGAAAAAUUGGGCUUAGUGAUGGUGGCUUCUUCUUCUUCUUCUUUUUUUUUUUUUGACAGGCAGAGUGGACAGUGAGAGAGAGAGACAGAGAGAAAGGUCUUCCUUUGCCGUUGGUUCACCCUCCAAUGGCUGCCGCGGCUGGCGCGCUGCGGCCGGCGCACCGCGCUGAUCCGAUGGCAGGAGCCAGGUACUUAUCCUGGUCUCCCAUGGGGUGCAGGGCCCAAGGACUUGGGCCAUCCUCCACUGCACUCCCGGGCCACAGCAGAGAGCUGGACUGGAAGAGGGGCAACCGGGACAGAAUCCGGCACCCCGACCGGGACUAGAACCCAGUGUGCCGGCGCCGCAAGGCGGAGGAUUAGCCUAGUGAGCUGCGGCGCCUGCUGAUGGUGGCUACUUUGUAAUACAUGAACUUAGAAAGAGAAAUCUGGACUCUAUCAAGAAAACUAGUUAGUAGAACUGGAUGAAGAGAAUGAGUUUCCUGUUCAGUUGUUCUCAAUUUGAACCAAGGUGCAUUUCUGUUAUUUAAUUUUGUAAGAUAGCUCUGUAUACUUUAAUUUUAAAAUAUUUUCAUUUGUAUAGGGUGAACAAAUUUCAUGUAUUUCAUAUAUACAGAUUUGAGAUCAUGAUAACACUUCCUACCCUACCUUCCCUCCUUCCUUCCCGCCCAUGCUCUCACCCUCUCUCCUCCUUUCUUAUUUUUUAAUUUUUACAAUGACAUACUUUCAGUUUAGUUAGUGGAGGGUUAAGCUCGUGAUUAUAAAAUAAAGAAUUCAACAAGUUGUAAGUA
Oryctolagus cuniculus (rabbit) is the source of this 4319-nucleotide messenger RNA. NCBI's taxonomy places the organism in Eukaryota, Metazoa, Chordata, Mammalia, Lagomorpha, Leporidae. The record is from RefSeq and is a predicted model, not a curated record.